Molecule: messenger RNA, 1660 nt
Organism: Cajanus cajan (pigeon pea)
Lineage: Eukaryota; Viridiplantae; Streptophyta; Magnoliopsida; Fabales; Fabaceae
Gene: ASP1
Product: aspartate aminotransferase 1
Biological process (GO): amino acid metabolic process; biosynthetic process
Cellular component (GO): mitochondrion
Molecular function (GO): pyridoxal phosphate binding; L-aspartate:2-oxoglutarate transaminase activity
Source: RefSeq, a predicted model, not a curated record
UCACCGUUUCCUCUGUCUCCCCUGUUUCCGCCUCACUCACUCAUGCCGAUUCCUAACUCGCUCACCGCUCCAAUUCUCCGCCGGAGCACCGUCGCCGGAGUUAGGUCCAUCUCCUCCUGGUUCCGGAGCAUCGAGCCCGCUCCCAAGGACCCGAUCCUCGGAGUCACCGAAGCUUUCCUCGCCGAUCAGAGUCCAAACAAGGUCAACGUCGGAGUGGGUGCGUAUCGCGAUGACAAUGGAAAGCCUGUGGUUUUGGAAUGUGUUAGAGAAGCAGAGAGGAGAAUUGCUGGAAACGACUUCAUGGAGUAUCUUCCUAUUGGUGGAAGCAUAAAAAUGGUAGAAGAAUCACUGAAGUUGGCUUAUGGAGACAACUCUGAGUUCAUCAAGGAUAAAAGAAUAGCUGCAGUGCAGGCUUUAUCUGGGACUGGUGCAUGUCGACUUUUUGCUGCAUUUCAACAGAGAUUUCAUCCUAAUACCCAAAUCUAUAUACCAGUGCCUACCUGGGCCAACCACCAUAACAUUUGGAGAGAUGCUGGAGUGCCUAUGAAGACUUUCCGUUACUAUUAUCCUGAGUCUAGAGGAUUGGAUUUUGCAGGACUGAUGGAUGACAUAAAGAAUGCUCCAGAUGGUUCCUUCUUCUUGCUUCAUGCUUGUGCCCAUAAUCCUACUGGAGUAGAUCCUACAGAAGAACAAUGGAGAGAGAUCUCUUCGCAGAUAAAGGCCAAGGGUCAUUUCCCUUUCUUUGACAUGGCAUAUCAAGGUUUUGCAAGUGGUGAUCCAGAGAGAGAUGCAAAAGCCAUCAGGAUUUUUCUCGACGAUGGUCAUUUAAUAGGACUUGCUCAGUCAUAUGCAAAAAAUAUGGGACUGUAUGGUCAGCGAGCAGGAUGCCUGAGCUUGCUUUGUGAAGAUGAGAAACAAGCUGUGGCCGUAAAAAGUCAGUUGCAGCUGAUUGCUAGACCCAUGUACAGUAACCCACCUCUCCAUGGAGCGCUUAUAGUUUCUACUGUCCUUGGUGAUCCAGAGUUGAAGAAGUUAUGGCUUAAAGAAGUCAAGGUUAUGGCAGACCGCAUCAUCGGAAUGCGAACCACACUACGAGAGAACUUGGAAAAGAGGGGGUCUCCUUUGUCAUGGCAGCACAUAACCAAUCAGAUUGGUAUGUUCUGCUACAGUGGAUUGACACCGGAACAGGUUGAUCGUAUGACAAGCGAGUUUCAUAUUUACAUGACCCGUAAUGGUCGUAUCAGUAUGGCUGGUCUUAAUACGGGCAACGUCGGAUAUGUUGCUGACGCUAUCCAUGAGGUUACAAAAUCAUCCUAGAUUAUUCAAUUACUCAAGUGACCAAAUUUUUGUCCUUGGACACAAACACCUCAGAAGUAGUCUUGUCCAGGGGAGCAAAAUAAACUCAAUAAAGCUCCGAAACAUUUUCAACUUGUUUCGGAGUUAGGUAGUCACACCCUUCGGGAUUUACCUUGCAUAUUGAAGACCCUUAUGGCAUUGUAUCCAUUUUUAUAGACCUCGUUUUAAGUACUUUGAUGUGCCCCACCGCAUAUCAUCAUUUUUUUAAUAAAAUAAUUUGAGUAGUAGAUUGAAGUGAAUUAUUAUUGUUAGUGAACCUUUGCGAUUGUUGAAGCUGGAAUAUAAGCUCGAAUGAGAUUAAUGA